Messenger RNA from Daucus carota subsp. sativus, 2460 nucleotides. Its product is annotated as pentatricopeptide repeat-containing protein At1g20230. The coding region runs from base 177 to 2459 and encodes 760 amino acids. Gene Ontology annotation, biological process: RNA modification. Lineage: Eukaryota; Viridiplantae; Streptophyta; Magnoliopsida; Apiales; Apiaceae. The transcript has a single exon. Gene Ontology annotation, cellular component: intracellular membrane-bounded organelle. The record is from RefSeq and is a predicted model, not a curated record. Gene Ontology annotation, molecular function: zinc ion binding; protein binding; RNA binding.
UUUGGAAAUUGAUAUAAAAUUGAGGAAAAAUUGAUAUUAGAACUUUUUUUUUUUAAACCUGAUAUUAAAACUUUUAAUACUCGAGUACAAUAUAAAAUCUGUGUCUUGGUCCGUAUUUGGAAGAAGCGCUGGUGUUCAAAUUCUCUGACUUUGCGCGGCAAUACAUAUGAGAAAGAAUGCAAGCUGCCAUGUCAAAACAAGCUCAUAACCUGUUUGAUAAAUUUCCCAAAACAAUUCUUGGCUACUUAAACUCACCAGCAUCAUCUCUAUUUCAAACACAGCAAGCUCACGCUCACAUUCUCAAAACUGCCCUGUUCUUCGAUACUUAUACCACCACCAAGCUCCUCUCCCUCUACGCCAAUCAUCUCCGCUUCAACGAUGCUCAACUCGUUCUCAAUUCCCUCCCAAACCCUGACAUUUCUUCAUUCUCCACUCUCAUUUACGCUUCCUCGAAAUUCAGUCGUUUUGGUGAAGCAUUGAAUUUGUUUUCGAAAAUGGUUUCGACAGGCCUUGUGCCUGAUGCUCGUGUUGUUCCGUGUGUUGUAAAGGCCUGUUCUGGGUUGUUGGUUGUUAGAAUUGGGCAGCAAGUUCACGGGCUAGCUGCAUCUUUUGGGCUUGCUUCGGAUUCGUUUGUUGUGUCAUCGUUGGUUCAUUUUUAUGUCAAGUGUGGUCAAUUGGGUAAUGCGCGGAAGCUGCUUGAUACGAUGCGUGAACCGGAUGUUGUUUCGUGGAGUGCUUUGCUUGCGGGGUAUGCUCGACAAGGGAAUGUGUGGGAAACUAAGGUGGUUUUUGAUAUGAUGGUAAAGGCGGGAAUUGAAUUUAAUUCUGUUUCGUGGAAUGGUGUGAUUGCGGGGUUUAAUCAGAGUGGGCAUCAUUUAGAGGCUGUUUUGGCGUUACGAGAUAUGCAUGCAAGAGGGUUUGAGCUUGAUGGUACUAGCGUUUCGAGUGGUUUGUCAGCUGUAGGGGACUUGGAGAAUUUAUUAUUUGGUAUUCAGGUUCAUGAUUAUGUAAUUAAACAGGGUCUUGGAUCAGAUAGAUGUAUUAUCAGUGCAUUGAUAGAUAUGUAUGGUAAGUGCUCGUGCACAUUUGAGAUGUCGAGAGUGUUUGAUGAGAUGAGUAAUAUAGAUUUAGGUGCAUGUAAUGCUCUGAUAACAGGAUUUUCACGAAGUGGUCUGGUUGACGAAGCAUUGAGUGUAUUUAAAAAAUUUAAAGGACUUGGGAUGGAGUUGAACGUUGUGACUUGGACUUCGAUGAUAGCCAGCUGUUCACAACAUGGCAAAGAUAUUGAGGCUUUAGAGCUUUUCAGAGAGAUGCAAACUGUUGGAGUGAAGCCAAAUGCUGUAACUAUUCCCUGUUUGCUUCCUGCUUGUGGGAAUAUUGCAGCAUUAAUGCAUGGUAAAGCAAUUCAUGGCUUCUCACUCCGAAGAGGCAUUUCUUCUGAUGUUUACGUGGGUAGUGCCUUAAUUGACAUGUAUGCCAAUUGUGGAAGGAUUCAAGCAGCAAGGCGAUGUUUUGAUGGGAUGCCUAAGCCUAACUUGGUUUGUUGGAAUGCUUUGAUGGGUGGGUACGCUAUGCAUGGAAAGGCAAAGGAAGUCAUAGAUAUCUUUCAUCUGAUGCAGAAUGCUGAGCAGAAUCCCGACUUCAUUAGCUUUACUUCUUUAUUAUCUGCAUGUAGCCACAGUGGCCUAACAGAAGAAGGGGAGUUUUAUUUUGGAAAAAUGUCGAAAGAGUACGGGAUUGAAGCUAGAGUGGAGCAUUAUGCCUGCAUAGUUACACUGCUUGGGCGUGCAGGAAAAUUAGAAGAGGCCUAUUCUAUUAUCAAAAAAAUGCCUUUUAAGCCUGAUGCUUGUGUUUGGGGGGCUCUGCUAAGUUCUUGUAGGGUUCAUCACAAAACAAAAUUGGCAGAGAUUGCUGCUAAUGAACUAUUUGAGCUAGAACCUAAUAAUCCUGGGAAUUACAUUCUUCUGUCUAAUAUAUAUGCUGCUAAAAGCAAAUGGCGUGAAGUUUAUAAGUUGAGGGACAAGAUGAAGUGUAUGGGAUUAAGGAAAAACCCAGGAUGCAGUUGGAUUGAGAUCAAGAACAGAGUAUAUAUGCUUUUAGCAGGAGAUAAUUCAAUUCCUCAGAUGGACCAAAUUGUCGAUAAGCUGGAUAGAUUAAGUGGGGAAAUGAAGAAAUCAGGUUAUGCACCAAUUACAGACUUUGUGCUGCAAGAUGUGGAAGACCAGGAAAAGGAGCAUAUUUUGUGUGGGCACAGCGAGAAGCUUGCUGUAGUAUUUGGCCUCCUGAACACUCUCCCAGGGACUCCACUUCAAAUUAUAAAGAAUCUUCGAAUCUGUGGGGAUUGCCAUGCUGUUAUAAAGUUUAUAUCCAGCUAUGAGGGCAGAGAGAUUUUUGUCAGAGAUACAAAGCGCUUUCAUCACUUUAAAGAUGGAGUUUGCUCAUGUGGUGACUAUUGGUGAU